AUGUACUGGACUGUAAUCAGCACUCGAAACAGAGUCGAUUGCAUGUUUUUCCAUGUUUUUAGCGAGUUUUUGGUGGGCGCGCCAAAAUUUUGGGCUGAAAUUCUUGAAACUGCCCGUACCGCCUCAUGGCCGGUUAUAUUUUCACUCUACCAAGGCUCUGGACUCAGUUUGGCGGUCACAAAAAGGGGGCACAAAAAUAAGCGGGGUUUGAUUGUCCGCGACUGUACAUGCGGGCGGAAGGAGCAGAGGUGUCAGCAGUUGGAUUCGAGGUUAAUGUGGAGGACGCUGGACGAGCGUUUUGCGUUCAGAGUCAGGUUGAACGAUGUUGAGAAGGAGAACGUACUCUACAUUGACAGCUCCGCCGUUAUCUCCAUCGACGGAUUAUCCCUCCGAACUGGGAAUGCAUUCCAAACUUCUUUGGCGGUGUUUUGA
Laccaria bicolor S238N-H82 is the source of this 432-nucleotide messenger RNA. RefSeq lists its product as uncharacterized. The record is from RefSeq and is a predicted model, not a curated record. Bases 1 to 432 code for a protein of 143 amino acids. The transcript has 4 exons. NCBI's taxonomy places the organism in Eukaryota, Fungi, Basidiomycota, Agaricomycetes, Agaricales, Hydnangiaceae.